Molecule: messenger RNA, 2994 nt
Organism: Tripterygium wilfordii
Lineage: Eukaryota; Viridiplantae; Streptophyta; Magnoliopsida; Celastrales; Celastraceae
Product: probable disease resistance protein At5g66900
Exons: 5
Coding region: 361-2805 (814 amino acids)
Biological process (GO): defense response to fungus
Molecular function (GO): ADP binding
Source: RefSeq, a predicted model, not a curated record
CGGGGUGUUUUGUUUCAAAGUCAAUGAUCUGGCAAGAGGAGCUUGUUGAUUUAGCUCGACCUGGCUUGUCUUUCCCUUCCACAUUUGUUCAUUUCUUACUUUCUACUAUAAAUUAGAAAAGCAUAUGAUACGCACUUCAUUCACGUUAUUCCAAAAGAGAAUCUCUGAAAGGCACAGCCGAAUAAAGAAACCCGGAAAGUCUAUGGCUUCUCUUUAGUUUUCCUCCAAAUUCCUGAUUGCAAAUUGUUAAUGUGGGAAUUGGGUUCCUGAGAUAUUUGUGGCUUCUUUCUUAGGUAUUCUGCGAAAUCCAGACUGCAAUUGCUGUUCUGGGUUUUGGGUUCUGGGCUUGAGGAAAAGUUGAUGGCAACUUCACUUAUGGUGGAUGCUGCGACAGGACUGGUGUUUGAUCAGCUAUUCAGAACCGUUUCGAACAUUGUACAAAAACCCAUGAUGUACAGCUCGAACUUGGAGCGUAUGAAGGCGACUCUGACCUCGAUUACUUCAAUCGCAAAAGAAAUCGAUGGGUUUAACAAGGUUUUAGACCGUCGGAAGGAGGAAGUGGAGCAGUUAAUGACGAUAAUAAAGGAAGGCGAGGAACUUGUUCUCAAGUGUGCGAAAAUCAAACGGUGGAAUUUGUAUAAGAAGUCACGUUACGCUGACAAGCUUCGUGAGCUAGAAGAGGCAUUGGUCAGUUUCUGUCAGAUGGCUAUGCAAUUCCAACAAACAAGGGAUCAAAAGGAGACACUGUUGGAGGUGAAAGAUCUUCGUAUGGAUUUGAGGAGAUUGAGCUCGAAAGAAAGCAAUGGUGGGUUCUGUAGUCAGGCUGGGUUCAUGGGUAUGUGCAACCCCACUAAGCAAACUGAGUCUACAAUAGGAUUGGAUGUGCCAUUGGAGGAAUUAAAGUGGCAGCUUUUCAAGGAUGGGGAACAAGUGAUUGUAGUGUCUGCUCCUGGAGGAUCUGGAAAGACUACAUUGGCUAAAAUGCUGUGUUAUGAUGAAGACGUUAAAGGCAAAUUCCAGGAGAACAUCUUCUUUGUCAACGUCUCUAAAUCAGCCAGCUUGAAGGCCAUCAUACAGAAAAUAUUCCAGCAUAAGGGAUCCCAAGUGCCCGAGUUUCAAUGUGAAGAAGAUGCAGUUAACGCCUUGGAAAAAUUACUGAACAAAACUGGGCCGUACCCUAUAUUGUUGGUCUUGGAUGAUGUUUGGUCUGGAUCAGAGUAUAUUAUUGAUAAGUUGAAGUUACACAUAACAGAUUACAAGAUUCUAGUGACAUCAAGAUUUGUGUUUCCAAGAUUUGGAUCUACAUAUAAGUUGGAAAAGUUAAAUGAUGAAUGCGCCAUGACUCUUUUCCGUCAUUCAGCAUGCUUGACAGAUGGAAGCUCUCCCAUACCCGAUGAAGAUCUUGUAAAUAAGAUAGUAAAAAGCUGCAAGGGAUCCCCACUGGUCCUGAGUGUGGUUGGAAGAUCCCUUUGUGGACAGCCUGAAGCAAUAUGGCAAAGCAGGGUGAUGGAAUGGUCUGAAGGUGGAUCUAUUUUUGAUUCCAACUGUGAGUUGCUUGAUCGUCUACAAAGUAGCUUGGAUGUUUUGGAUAAUAAGCGGAAGGCAUGUUACUUGGACCUGGGUGCAUUUUCCGAAUACCAAAUGAUUCCUGCCACAUCCCUAAUUGAUAUGUGGUAUGAAUUGUACAAUCUACCUGGUGUUCAUGUAAUUGCUAACCUCUACGAUCUUUCAUUCCGGAAUCUGAUAGAUCUUUUCGUCACAAGGAAAGAUGAUGGUGAUGACAGCUGCUACAAGGACUACUUUGUCAGGCAGCAUGAUCUUCUAAGAGAGCUUGCUAUCUGUCGAAGUAUCUUAGAACCAAUCGAAAGGAGGGAAAGAGUAUUUCUAGAUAUUGGUGGAGACAAUACUCCUGAUUGGUGGAUAGAACGAAAGCAGAAGCUCAUCCAUGCCCGCCUACUGUCUAUCUCUACAGAUGAAACAUUCUUGUCAACUUGGUGUGACAUACAAGGACCUGAAGUUGUGGCUCUAGUUCUUAAUUUUAGGUCUCAGAACUACAAAUUACCAGAGUUUAUCCAAAAAAUGGACAAACUGAAGGCUUUGAUAAUUACAAAUUAUGGUGUUUCCGCAUCUGAAAUAAGCGAUCUUUUUGUUCUCGGUUCCCUCUCCAAUAUAAAGAGAAUCAGACUGGAGCUGGUUUCACUCCCUUCCCUAUCCCCUAUACAACUGCAUAAUCUGCAAAAGCUAUCCUUGGUCAUGUGUAAUGUUGGUCAAGCCUUCAGGUGCUGUACAUUUCAGAUGUCACAUGCAUUCCCAAAUCUUGUCGAGGUCAACUUUGAGUAUUGUAAUGAUCUUGUGGAAUUUCCUGCUGGACUCUGUGAUCUUGUCCACCUCAAGAAGCUCAGUAUCACCAAUUGUCAUAAGCUGUCUGCACUGCCAAAUGAAAUUGGAAAGUUGGUGAACUUAGAAGUGUUAAGACUUAGUUCGUGUAUUGAUUUGUUGGAGUUGCCAGACACCAUUGGAAGCCUUUCUAAGUUACGUGUUCUCGACAUAUCAGACUGCUUGGGCAUCGAAGAACUGCCAACACAGAUUGGAGAUCUGCAUAAUUUGAGAAAGCUACACAUGAUAGGGUGCUCAAGUUGUAAGCUGCCAUCGACAAUCUCCAGUCUUGGAAAUUUGGAUCUUGUAACUUGCGACGAAGAAACAUCCUUCUUGUGGGAAGCUUUCAUGUUUCGCCUUGCAAAGUUGCGGAUAAAGGUGCACAAGGAGGAUGUGAACCUAGACUGGCUUCAUAAUCUUCGAUUCUAAGUUCCAACAUUUAUUUUCAGAUAAUGAUGAGGCAGCAUUUCUUGUAUGUAAUAUGGCUGCUCCUCUCAUCUCUUGUGCUGUAAGUAUUUACCAUUCUCUGAUGGGAGUUACAUUAAUAUAAUACUGAUUGUAAAUUUGCAUAUCAGUAAACGUAGGAAAAAAUUUCAUGGUGGAUUAGGUUUCUUGCGG